Piliocolobus tephrosceles (Ugandan red Colobus) is the source of this 4403-nucleotide messenger RNA. It is a transcript of the gene PPP4R3B, whose product is annotated as protein phosphatase 4 regulatory subunit 3B. The coding region runs from base 325 to 2871 and encodes 848 amino acids. The transcript has 17 exons. Gene Ontology annotation, biological process: DNA damage response; protein dephosphorylation. The record is from RefSeq and is a predicted model, not a curated record. Gene Ontology annotation, molecular function: protein phosphatase activator activity. Gene Ontology annotation, cellular component: nucleoplasm; protein phosphatase 4 complex. Lineage: Eukaryota; Metazoa; Chordata; Mammalia; Primates; Cercopithecidae.
AAAGGCAGAGAGAGUCGGGUUACAAGAUGGCGGAUCUGUAGUAGUUACCGCGGCGGCGGCGGGAGAGCGAGCGAGCCCUGUGGGGCAAAGGGACGGGAGGGUGGGUGUAUGAGGGGGUGAAGUGAGAGGUAACCGGGCCUCCGGGCGGAGGGUCUCAGUGGCUCUUGUCACCCGUUCUCGCGGCUGAACCUUUGAAGCCAUGGUGAAUUCGGGCCUCUCCGGGGCCGCCGCCACCACUACUGCCUCUACCGUCUCCCAAGAGUGAGGGGCGCGGACGAGGUGAGCGAGGAGGCGGCGGCUGGAGCGGUGGAGACAGCAGCCACCAUGUCGGAUACGCGGCGGCGAGUGAAGGUCUAUACCCUGAACGAAGACCGGCAAUGGGACGACCGAGGCACCGGGCACGUCUCCUCCACUUACGUGGAGGAGCUCAAGGGGAUGUCGCUGCUCGUUCGGGCAGAGUCCGACGGAUCACUACUCUUGGAAUCAAAGAUAAAUCCAAAUACUGCAUAUCAGAAACAACAGGAUACAUUAAUUGUUUGGUCAGAAGCAGAGAACUAUGAUUUAGCUCUGAGUUUUCAGGAAAAAGCUGGCUGUGAUGAGAUCUGGGAAAAAAUUUGUCAGGUUCAAGGUAAAGACCCAUCAGUGGAAGUCACACAGGACCUCAUUGAUGAAUCUGAAGAAGAACGAUUUGAAGAAAUGCCUGAAACUAGUCAUCUGAUUGACCUGCCCACAUGUGAACUCAAUAAACUUGAAGAGAUUGCUGACUUAGUUACCUCAGUGCUCUCCUCACCUAUCCGUAGGGAAAAGCUGGCUCUCGCCUUGGAAAAUGAAGGCUAUAUUAAAAAACUACUGCAGCUGUUCCAAGCUUGUGAGAACCUAGAAAACACUGAAGGCUUGCACCAUUUGUAUGAAAUUAUUAGAGGAAUCUUAUUCCUAAAUAAGGCAACUCUUUUUGAGGUAAUGUUUUCUGAUGAGUGUAUCAUGGAUGUCGUGGGAUGCCUUGAAUAUGACCCUGCUUUGGCUCAGCCAAAAAGACAUAGAGAAUUCUUGACCAAAACUGCAAAGUUUAAGGAAGUUAUACCAAUAACAGACUCUGAACUAAGGCAAAAAAUACAUCAGACUUACAGGGUACAGUACAUUCAGGACAUCAUUUUGCCCACACCAUCUGUUUUUGAAGAGAAUUUUCUUUCUACUCUUACGUCUUUUAUUUUCUUCAACAAAGUUGAGAUAGUCAGCAUGUUGCAGGAAGAUGAGAAGUUUUUGUCUGAAGUUUUUGCACAAUUAACAGAUGAGGCUACAGAUGAUGAUAAACGGCGUGAAUUGGUUAAUUUUUUCAAGGAAUUUUGUGCGUUUUCUCAGACAUUACAACCUCAAAACAGGGAUGCAUUUUUCAAAACAUUGGCAAAAUUGGGAAUUCUUCCUGCUCUUGAAAUUGUAAUGGGCAUGGAUGAUUUGCAAGUCAGAUCAGCUGCUACAGAUAUAUUUUCUUAUCUAGUAGAAUUUAGUCCAUCUAUGGUCCGAGAGUUUGUAAUGCAAGAAGCUCAGCAGAGUGAUGACGAUAUUCUUCUUAUUAAUGUGGUAAUUGAACAAAUGAUCUGUGAUACUGAUCCUGAGCUAGGAGGCGCUGUUCAGUUAAUGGGACUUCUUCGUACUCUAAUUGAUCCAGAGAACAUGCUGGCUACAACUAAUAAAACUGAAAAAAGUGAAUUUCUAAAUUUCUUCUACAACCAUUGUAUGCAUGUUCUCACAGCACCACUUUUGACCAAUACUUCAGAAGACAAAUGUGAAAAGGAUUUUUUUUUAAAACAUUACAGAUAUAGUUGGAGUUUCGUAUGUACCCCUUCACAUUCCCAUUCCCAUUCUACCCCCUCUUCCUCCAUCUCUCAAGAUAAUAUAGUUGGAUCAAACAAAAACAACACAAUUUGCCCUGAUAAUUAUCAAACAGCACAGCUACUUGCCUUAAUUUUAGAGUUACUCACAUUUUGUGUGGAACAUCACACAUAUCACAUUAAAAACUAUAUUAUGAACAAGGACUUGCUAAGAAGAGUCUUGGUCUUGAUGAAUUCAAAGCACACUUUUCUGGCCUUGUGUGCUCUUCGCUUUAUGAGGCGGAUAAUUGGACUUAAAGAUGAAUUUUAUAAUCGUUACAUCACCAAGGGAAAUCUUUUUGAGCCAGUUAUAAAUGCACUUCUGGAUAAUGGAACUCGGUACAAUCUAUUGAAUUCAGCUGUUAUUGAGUUGUUUGAAUUUAUAAGAGUGGAAGAUAUCAAGUCUCUUACUGCACAUAUAGUUGAAAACUUUUAUAAAGCACUUGAAUCGAUUGAAUAUGUUCAGACGUUCAAAGGAUUGAAGACUAAAUAUGAGCAAGAAAAAGACAGACAAAAUCAGAAACUGAACAGUGUACCAUCUAUAUUGCGUAGUAACAGAUUUCGCAGAGAUGCAAAAGCCUUGGAAGAAGAUGAAGAAAUGUGGUUUAAUGAAGAUGAAGAAGAGGAAGGAAAAGUGAUUGUGGCACCAGUGGAAAAAUCUAAACCAGAAGAUGAUUUUCCAGAUAAUUAUGAAAAGUUUAUGGAGACUAAAAAAGCAAAAGAAAGUGAAGACAAGGAAAACCUUCCCAAAAGGACAUCUGGUGGCUUCAAAUUUACUUUCUCCCACUCUGCCAGUGCUGCUAAUGGAACAAACAGUAAAUCUGUAGUGGCUCAGACAACACCAGCAACUUCUAAUGGAUCCUCUUCCAAAACCACAAACUUGGCUACGUCAGUAACAGCCACCAAGGGAAGUUUGGUUGGCUUAGUGGAUUAUCCAGAUGAUGAAGAGGAAGAUGAAGAAGAAGAAACAUCCCCCAGGAAAAGACCUCGUCUUGGCUCAUAAAAUAUUUAUUAGGGGACCCUCAACAUGUGGUCUUAAAAUGCUGCAACUGUUCAAUGAGCUGUAAAUCCGAAUCAGAAAGCUUUCUCAAUUGAACUUAGAAAAUAUACAAGGAGUAGCAAAAGACACUCAAUAUAUCAGCUAAGGGAGUUUAGUUCUACUAAAAAAAACAGGCUUCCCAGGAACUUCAUUGCUUGCCAGUAAUUAAGGGGUUUGCCUUUUAGGCUGUCAAAACAAACGUUAAUAACCAGAACCUGGGAGACAGCUUCUCAGCAAGGAAAAGUCACAGGUUUUGGGACAGUUUAGGGGAGGGGAAAAGGUUGAUAUAAUAAUGCAGGGUUGCUCCUCGGGGUGUUGAUCUAAAAACAAUUUUACAGAACUUCAGUUGUAAACUCAAUAACAUUACUUGUAUAAUGGUGCUGGCCAUGUUGUUUUAAUCAGUUGCCUCUUUUUAAAAGAAAUUUUUAUGGAAAACACAUUCAACUAUCAUUUAAAAAAUGAAGUUAAGCUGUUGGGACCAUUUAUUUAAGAUUUAACAAAAGUUCAGCCUUUUAGGUAGUUGAAGGGAAGUACACCCCAUAUUCAGCACAUGUUGAAUUUUCUACACCAGGAAUUUUCAAUAUGUAUAUUGAUGAAAACAAGCUCAAUUCAAACUGGACAGUUUUAAGAUAAUGUUAAAAUCAGCACUUUUAGAGACAGUGAAGGCCAAGAAUCAGUACAGUAGUAUUCCAAAAUGAUUUUCUCUAGAAAUUUGAAAGUGGAUAGAACAGAAUGUUUUCAACCACCUACCAGUACAAUCUUUUGUGGAAGAUACUUUGAAAUCACUUUUUGCUUUGUUAGUAAAGUUCUCUCUCUUUCCAGAGCUGCAAGUUUUAAAGUGUUACUUAUACAGACCAACAAAGAAUAGUGCUGAAUUAAGUGGCAUUUAGUAUCUAGAAGCCAUUUUGAUCCAAGAAGCGACUUGUCAAAGUCAGCAUGCAGCACAUGUAGCUUUUCUGUAAACAAGGGUGUGAUAUGAAAGCUGCUUUUUUAAGAAGAGUAAAAGCACAUUCCACGUACGUAAGUGAAUUUUAAAAUUAAAUUGAGGCAAACAGUUACGUUUUAUUUUUAGAGCAACAAGUUAACUGUACAUAUUUUAAUGUUAGUUUGCUCAUCUAUGAUCUGAGAUCAUGCCGAAGUGAGAAAAAUGUCCCCAAAAUACAAUUUAAUGCAUUGGGAAAAAAAAUUUUUAAUAGUAAUUCCAGCCACAAUCUUUAGAUCACCCUUGUAAUGUGUUAUGGGUCCAUUUUUCCUGGAAUAGUUUAAUCUGAAGCAGUUUCCCCUGUUUUGGAGAUUUUGUAGUUAAUUUUAAUUUUGGCUGUUUGGAAAAGAUGAGCUGUCUGUGUAGAUAUGAAGUAUAGUUUUUCCAUAAAACAGAUGUUUAUUUUGUAUUAAAAAUACCACUGUACUUGUUUUACACCAUUUGUAUACAUGUGGUGAUAUUAAUGCUAAACUGUAAAAUUCAGGAAUUAAAAUGUGACCCUGUAAUUCCAUAA